Messenger RNA from Sphaeroforma arctica JP610, 666 nucleotides. RefSeq lists its product as hypothetical. Lineage: Eukaryota; Ichthyosporea; Ichthyophonida. The record is from RefSeq and is a predicted model, not a curated record. Bases 1 to 666 code for a protein of 221 amino acids. The transcript has 2 exons.
AUGUUUAAGGAUGACCUGCAAGUACUCUUGGACGCCCCACACAGCAACGAUACGUGUGCACCACACGGCUCAGUGUAUGAGAUCAUCACCGACUGGAUCGAACACGAAAUGUGCGACCCCAGCUGGUUCGAGACGGCAUUGCAUGCGCACUUUUACUCAAGGGACAAGUCGUGCCAACAAUUGUUGCUGGACAACAAGAACAUAUACCACCAUCUCGGGUGCGCUGUCGGAACGCCCUCCGACCCUGUGAACUUGCGCGCGUUCCUGGUGCUUUCAGUUCCGUACGUAGACCACGUGCGCGGUAAGCUGUUUGACGAGAUUCUGCGAUACUACGAGCAGCAGUUUGAAUCUGCGGGCAGCAUACUGGACCGAGUACGGGAUAUAGUGGGGCAGCCGAAUACGGAUCAGUACGGGAGACUUGACCGGAUUGAGAAGACCUUGCUAGAAUUGCUCUGCCGCGUGCGCGGCAUGAAAGAGCAUUAUCAUGAACUCAAUGUGGUUAGGUGUGAGAUUCAACUACUCUACUACUUUAUCCACUACCACGAAUGUCAGUUGGGGCUGGCGAUCCCAAUCCCCAGUGUCGACGAGGGAUGCUUCCACAUCUUUACAGAUGAAGUCGCGAGCGACGGUCGGGAGCCGGAGACAAGUCUCCAAGAGGCACCAUAG